UCUUAUCCACCAGCAGCUUUUUUACAGCUCAGGACGGAGGCGCCCCUACCUACCCCCUCGAGGCCGCUUAGGUUUCCUGCCGGUCUGACUCAGUCCGAUUAUCCUCACAUAGAAUUUUAUUUGUGGGGAGCACAACACUUCCACGAUGGGAACGCGCGAUGAUGAAUACGAUUACCUAUUUAAAGUGGUGCUGAUUGGGGACUCUGGAGUGGGGAAGAGUAACCUGCUCUCUCGCUUCACUCGCAACGAGUUCAACUUGGAGAGCAAAAGCACCAUCGGCGUGGAGUUUGCCACGCGCAGCAUCCAGGUGGACAGCAAAACAAUAAAGGCCCAGAUCUGGGACACAGCAGGUCAGGAGCGCUACAGAGCCAUCACAUCAGCGUAUUACCGGGGUGCGGUGGGAGCGCUGCUGGUGUAUGACAUCGCCAAGCACCUGACCUAUGAGAACGUGGAGCGCUGGCUGAAGGAGCUGAGGGACCACGCUGACAACAACAUCGUCAUCAUGCUGGUGGGCAACAAGAGUGACCUGCGCCACCUCAGAGCCGUGCCCACCGACGAAGCCCGCGCCUUCGCAGAGAAAAACAACCUUUCUUUCAUUGAAACAUCAGCCUUGGACUCAACAAAUGUGGAGGAGGCUUUCAAGAACAUCCUGACAGAAAUCUACCGGAUUGUGUCCCAGAAGCAGAUAGCUGACAGGUCCGCCCAUGACGAGUCUCCAGGCAACAACGUAGUGGACAUCAGCGUGCCCCCUACCUCUGACGGCCAGAAAGGAAACAAGCUACAGUGCUGUCAGAACCUGUGAUGACGCCACACCCCCCUGCCCCCCCCCCCCGAACACACACAGAUGCGCACACACACAUGUACACAGACACACACAUACACACACACAUGCAUACGCAUACAGACGGCCUUCACUUUUCACCUUUCACCUUCUUUUCCUUACAAAAGUCCUUCUUUACACUCAUCAUCUCCUGCUUUACUCCUGUGUAUUGUGUUGCUGCUGUCUUGCUCUCUCGCUCUCUCUCUCUCUCUCUCUCUCUCUCUCUCUCUUGACCUCUGCCAUUUCCACAGAAAUCUAGAAAGGCUCAGAACACAUCUCAUCUUCUUCUAGAUGACAUUCCUUCUGUGUGUGUGUGUGUGUUUUCUCUGUCUGUCUGUCUGUCUGCCUGUCUUCUUCUCUCUCUUUACCCGUCUUUGCUUUCUUUCCUCUGUCCUCGUAUCUAUUUUUCUCUCCUCUCUCCUUUCCUUUCUCUGCUGCGCUGCGCUGGCUUGCAGAUCUCUCGUGACGUCUCGACCGGCUGUGCGUUACGCUACGUUUUGGCAGCUGCUGGUUGUAAUGGCCGCCGCUGAUCAUGUGACCCGCUCCCGCUUGAACGGGAAUGGUGAGAGAUCAGCGUGACCCCCUCCCGAGCUUAUCAGCCCGUCCGGCCGUUUCCUCAGAAUCACUGAACAAAAACAAAAAAAGAAAGAAAGAAAAAAGAUAUACGUGUGUGGCGAGUUGACCGAUGUACAGUAAAGAAGCAAAAACAAACGCGUCAUGUUUGGGAUUCGAGUAAACUUGACUUGACUGACAAGUGGUUCCAGGGAAACUGCUGGUGAAAUGGAAUUUGUGAGGUCUAGCAAAGAAAACCACAAGGAGGGCUGCAAUCAUAUUUGUUUGUGCGUUUUGUUUGUUUGUUUUUGUUUGUUUUAAUUGUUUUUUGUUGUUGUUUUGUUUUGUUUUUGGUAUAAUUUCUUCUCUUUUGAAAAGGCAAAACAUUUCAGAACAGCACAUGUACCUUUUGUGUCGGAGGCAUUGCGUGUAGUAGCUAGUUGUCAUUUGGAGGAGAUCUACAGCUGGCUUCCUGCGAUUCAGUCUGCGUUUGGUUCAUGAAAGGAGAAUAGACAGCAGACUUGCUGUCUGGGAGGCCAGGACAGUGUACUACAAAGAUGCUGAAAUGGCGAACCCUUUUUUCAUUGUUCAUCCUAACCUGGAGGUAGUUGUUAACCUGAUGAGGGAAAAGCUGGUUGGCUUUUAUAAAGUUAUUAAGAGUAUGGAGCCCCAGGCUUCCGAACAGAUUACCAAGUACUUCUGGGUUGACGGGGCACCUAAGUCACGCCCUCUACUUCCUGGUUCAUGGGGCAGGGGGAGUCAAAAAAUAAUUACUGGGCUUGAAAAUGAGUGCUUUUUUGACACCAAUCCAAACCUUGGACCUCCACCUAUGCACCACAAAUCCAAAAAUCACUCAUUUUCAAGCCCAGUAAUCAUUUUUUGACUCCCUCUGCCCCAUGAACCAGGAGGUAGAGGGCGUGACUUAGGUGCCCCAUUGAACACCAGGGUCAUCCCUCAACGGUCCUUGUAGUACAGUCCUUCCCCCCCGCAUGAAGACACAUCCAGUGUCAAUCAUUUCAGUAAAGCAUCAAUCAAACUACUAAUUCUAGUUUAAAGAAUGGAAGAAAACUCUAAUCAGUACUUAAACCACACAAAGGGUUGUGCACCAAACUUAAGAUCAACUUGAGCUUUGCGACACCCGGGAAUGGUGAACGAGGUGGAGAGGAAAUGUUCAGCGUCGGCCACAAAAAAAAAUGAAUCUUUAACUUGUGAAGAGACUUUACAUUGCUGGUUGGUUUUGAAAAUGCCUUAUGUUUCCCCACAUCGUCAACAUGCCUUGUUGAAAUGUGGGACUAUGUAUAACUCAUGCAUCAUCACUUUACAUCACUCAAUUCUGUUCAUUUGCCUUUUAUCAAGUAAUGUUGAAAUACAAAUAAACCAAAUCCAUGUCAAACCA
Messenger RNA from Engraulis encrasicolus (European anchovy), 2768 nucleotides. RefSeq names its product ras-related protein Rab-11B. The transcript has 5 exons. Gene Ontology annotation, cellular component: Golgi apparatus; recycling endosome. Gene Ontology annotation, biological process: constitutive secretory pathway; regulated exocytosis. Bases 146 to 802 code for a protein of 218 amino acids. Gene Ontology annotation, molecular function: GTP binding; GTPase activity. Lineage: Eukaryota; Metazoa; Chordata; Actinopteri; Clupeiformes; Engraulidae. The record is from RefSeq and is a predicted model, not a curated record.